AUGCCGCUGUCUAAGUCUCUGUCGAAGAUCCACAAGAACAUCAAGGCGGCGCGGAAGGCCACGGGGAAGCCCGCCGGGGUGAUCCACCCGAACGGGCGGCGGUUCAAGCAGUUGAACCGUGCGACGCUGCGGGAGGAGAAGUUGGCUUUGAAGAAACGGUUGCAUUUCGACCGCCGCGCCUGUGAGUUGCAGCGGGUCAAGUUUAUCCAGGACUUGGUGAACUCGGAGGAGUGGUCCUCGAAGACCAGUUUCUCCCUGGAGGAGACCGUGGAGUUCAUAUCGUUGUUCAUUGCACGGGACGACGCAGAGUUGGAUGCACUUGUCGAGAAGAGACGCAAGGACAGGCCGCCCUCGAAGAGGCAGGAGUCCCUGCAGCAGAGGCGCGAGGUGGAGCAACGCGAGUUGGAGACUGGGUUUCUCGUGCCGGACCUUACCUCUGAGGCGAACGUCAAGUUCCUGAGACAAUGGGACAACGACCUCGGUGCGAUGUCCACUUUACAAACGGUGCGUGUUGAUGCGACCGCGACGCAGGUGAGCAAAUAG
Messenger RNA from Huiozyma naganishii CBS 8797, 543 nucleotides. It is a transcript of the gene TMA16, whose product is annotated as Tma16p. The transcript has a single exon. Gene Ontology annotation, cellular component: nucleus. The record is from RefSeq and is a predicted model, not a curated record. Bases 1 to 543 code for a protein of 180 amino acids. Lineage: Eukaryota; Fungi; Ascomycota; Saccharomycetes; Saccharomycetales; Saccharomycetaceae.